Eupeodes corollae is the source of this 509-nucleotide messenger RNA. RefSeq lists its product as uncharacterized. Bases 126 to 392 code for a protein of 88 amino acids. The record is from RefSeq and is a predicted model, not a curated record. The transcript is spliced from 2 exons. Lineage: Eukaryota; Metazoa; Arthropoda; Insecta; Diptera; Syrphidae.
AUCAUCCCAACCGAAGUAGAAGCAGAAAAGUUCAAUAUUCUUCUUCUUGUGAAAAUUCUCUUCCAAGUGAGUGUGGUUUUUUAUUCGCGAUGUUAUAUUUUGUAAUUUAUAAAAAUUAGAAUACUAUGUUACCUAAAACACAAAAGUCAGGAUUCUGGAAAUUCAUUAAAGGCGGCGCCAAAACAUUGUUCGUAAUUGAAGCUGUGUGUUUUGCUGUUUCUUACGGUGUCUAUUAUCGCAUGAACACCGAUCGAGAUUUUCGUCAAUAUAUGAGCAACAAUUUUCCAUCUGUACUUAACUACUACUACAAAAUUGGAGAAACUCUAGGCGACAGCAACAUCCGUUCAAUUGAUUCAUCCUAUUGGCGUGCAACUGCCAAAAAGUCAGAAUAACUCAGCCUCUAAACAAAUCUCAAAUCAAAACUCUGAAGUAAAUAACUUUUUAAUUUCAUUAUUUUAUAAUCCAAAAACUCUUUCCAAUCCUUUUAUCUCCAUUCUAAACAAAACAAA